Thlaspi arvense is the source of this 1036-nucleotide messenger RNA. NCBI's taxonomy places the organism in Eukaryota, Viridiplantae, Streptophyta, Magnoliopsida, Brassicales, Brassicaceae. The record is from the annotation of a GenBank genome assembly.
ACAACAUCGAAAUUAUCCGCCACGUCAGAACUCUCCAAUGACGUGUCACUCCAAAUCAUAGAACGUUAUAAUUUCCUCAUGUAAAUGCAACAUUACUCUCUCUACUAAAGCAUAAGGGAAAAAAAGGCUUUUUAGUCGUUUAACGAUGGCGUCAAGUGAUAAGGUUCCGGUGGCGUGUCCGGCAAGUUGCGGAGAAGGUAAGGAGCCAAUGGGAGAUCCGACGAAGACGACUACGGCGAUACUAGACAAAGGAACGGCUAUGAUGCAGUCUAUGAAACAGAUCAGGCAAAUGAGCCUCCACGUGUGUUCAUUCGCUUGCUAUAGCCACGAUCCUGGCCGUCAAAUUGAAGUUCAUAUCUACGGCCACCGUGUAAACCAGGACUUCCUCCAAUGUGCUGUCUACGAUUCCAAUUCCUCUAAGGCUCAUCUCAUCGGGAUCGAAUAUAUAGUGUCAGAGAAGUUAUUCGAAACUCUCUCUCCAGAGGAACAAAAGCUUUGGCAUUCGCAUGACUAUGAGAUCCAAAUGGCUCUCCUAGUAACUCCAAGGGUCCCGGAGCUCGUUGCGAAGCCGGAGCUUAAAAAUCUUGCCAAAUCCUAUGGAAAAUUUUGGUGUACAUGGCAGAUAGAUCGCGGAGAUAGGUUACCACUAGGUGUACCGUCGUUGAUGGUGUCGCCACAAGACGUGAAUCUCGGGAGGAUAAAACCGGAGCUGGUGAAAAAGAGAGAUGAAGAACAAGGAAUCUCAACGGAAGCGUUGAAGCCGUCACGAGAGGGAAUAUGCGGACCGGAGAAAAAGAAUCUGAUUGCUGAUAAUUGGGUUCGGUUUAGGAAAGGCUUUGCGCUUGAUGUCGUGGAGACAGAUAUGAAGAGAACUGCUCCCUUCCCGUGAUUCUUUUUUCUUUUGUUAUCUCUUGUUCUUGACGAAUCUCUAGAGAUUAUAAAAGUAUGUAUGCUUAUAGUAAGUGGUUGAUAAUGUCAUAAGAAUCUGAUCCAAGUUCUUUUAGAGGCAUAUAUUCAUUGUUCUUUAUAGGUCGUG